Messenger RNA from Chaetomium fimeti, 838 nucleotides. RefSeq lists its product as uncharacterized. Gene Ontology annotation, biological process: mitotic actomyosin contractile ring assembly. Gene Ontology annotation, molecular function: calcium ion binding. Gene Ontology annotation, cellular component: myosin II complex. The transcript has 4 exons. NCBI's taxonomy places the organism in Eukaryota, Fungi, Ascomycota, Sordariomycetes, Sordariales, Chaetomiaceae. The coding region runs from base 170 to 589 and encodes 139 amino acids. The record is from RefSeq and is a predicted model, not a curated record.
CGCCUUGGGCAGCGAACCACCACUCUCGGCCGCCGUCUCAGGAUAACUUCACAUCCCGCCAUUUCAACCACCGCCCACCUCUUUGCAUCAAGUCUUGUUUUUGCGCGCUCAACUUUUGAAAUUCUUGCCGCAGUACAGUGUCGUUUUCGAGUUACAAUACUCCAACACAAUGGCUUCGACCAACUACAAGGAGGCGUUCUCGCUGUUCGACAUUCGUGGUGUCGGCCGCGUCGCCCUCGACAAGCUCGGCGACCUCCUCCGUGCCUGCGGGCAAAACCCGACUCUGGCCGAGAUCCGCGACCUCGAGAAGAGCGUUGGUGAUGAAUUCGACUUUGAAACUUUCCAGCGCAUCCUGAACCGGCCGGGCGGCUUCCGCGACCCCGGCGAACCAGAGGAAUACUGCCGCGGCUUUCAGGUGUUUGAUAAAGACAUGACGGGGUUCAUUGGUGUCGGCCAGCUCAAGUACAUCCUCACGAACCUCGGCGAGAAGAUGUCGGAAGAGGAGGUAGACGAGCUACUCAAGGCCGUCGACACCAGCUCGGGGCAGGUCAAUUACACAGAGCUCGUACGCACCAUUCUCUCCAACUAGAGGUCAUGAGAAGACGGGGGGUUACGAAGCAGUCACGGACCGGUUUGGCAACGAGCCGAUCUACGAGAUGGCGGUCACGGAGGGAAUUGCAUUGAUUGCGUGAUGGGCGGCUGGCGUUGGAGUUGUGCGAUCUGGAUUGUAUUAAAUUUGGGCGCCUGGAUUGGUAUUGAUGAUGCACCAUUCAGGACUUGGGAUAGGGCACACAGGUUAGGACCUACCUAGAUAGCAAUAGGAAGUCAUUCCACCAAA